Molecule: messenger RNA, 2622 nt
Organism: Gossypium raimondii (Peruvian cotton)
Lineage: Eukaryota; Viridiplantae; Streptophyta; Magnoliopsida; Malvales; Malvaceae
Product: auxin efflux carrier component 4
Exons: 6
Coding region: 236-2182 (648 amino acids)
Biological process (GO): auxin polar transport; auxin export across the plasma membrane
Cellular component (GO): endoplasmic reticulum; plasma membrane
Molecular function (GO): auxin efflux transmembrane transporter activity
Source: RefSeq, a predicted model, not a curated record
UAAAUUAAAAGUUGCAUAUCUUUUAAAUUAUACGCUGGCUUCUCAUUUUCUCUCUUUCCUCACUUCCUUACUUUGAUUACCCUUUUUAUAUAUCACAAAAAUUUUGCAGUCUUUCUUUCAGACGCAAGCAGCAGGCACCUGUCCUAGAAACAGAGAUCUUCUCAAGUUAGUUAACUAACGGUUUUUGCUAUCCCCAUUUUGCCCUUUCAUUCUUCUUCUUCUCCUUCAUCGGAAGAUGAUUAGUUGGAACGAUCUUUACACCGUUUUAACGGCGGUGAUCCCACUGUACGUUGCUAUGAUCUUGGCUUACGGCUCCGUCCGUUGGUGGAAAAUAUUCACCCCCGACCAGUGCUCGGGUAUCAACCGCUUUGUCGCCAUAUUUGCCGUUCCUCUCUUGUCUUUCCACUUCAUUUCCACCAAUGACCCUUAUGCCAUGAACUUCAGGUUCAUAGCAGCCGACACCCUUCAAAAGCUCAUCAUGCUCUUCGCUCUUGGAUUGUGGACUAAUUUAACAAGGAACGGAAGCCUAGAAUGGAUGAUCACCAUUUUCUCUUUAUCUACUCUCCCCAACACUCUAGUCAUGGGCAUUCCUCUUUUAAUCGCUAUGUACGGUCCCUACUCCGGGAUGCUCAUGGUCCAAGUCGUGGUUCUCCAGUGUAUCAUUUGGUACACCCUUCUUCUUUUCCUUUUUGAGUACCGCGGUGCCAAAAUCCUCAUCAUGGAGCAGUUUCCCGAAACUGCAGCUUCCAUUGUUUCUUUCAAAGUUGAUUCCGAUGUGGUUUCACUUGACGGCCGCGACUUCCUCGAAACCGACGCUGAAAUCGGGGAAGACGGCAAGCUACACGUUAAGGUCAGGAAAUCUAAUGCUUCCAGGAGGUCUUUGGGGCCUUGUUCCCUUCCUGCAUUGACUCCCAGGCCUUCCAACCUCACCGGAGCUGAAAUCUACAGUUUGAGCUCUUCAAGGAACCCCACGCCAAGAGGUUCCAAUUUCAACAACUCCGACUUUUACUCCAUGAUGGGUGUUCAAGGGUUUCCUGCAAGACACUCCAAUUUCGGUCCAGCUGAUUUAUACUCUGUUCAAUCCUCUAGAGGACCUACUCCAAGGCCAUCCAAUUUUGAAGAAAACAAUACAGUAAUGUCUCCACGGUUCGGAUUUUAUCCAGCACAGACUGUUCCUUCAUCCUACCCUGCUCCAAACCCUGAAUUCUCAUCCGUCACGAAGAACGCUAAAGCUACCCAACAACAACAGCAGCAGCCAGUUCAACCACAGCAGCAGCCUAAGGAGAAGGAGAAUAAUAAAGAGAAUCAUGAUGCCAAGGAAUUGCACAUGUUUGUGUGGAGUUCAAGUGCUUCGCCGGUUUCAGAAGGCGGAGGUCUCCAUGUCUUUGGUGGUACAGAUUUCGGAGUGUCCGAGCAAUCUGGACGGUCUGAGCAGGGUGCUAAAGAGAUAAGGAUGUUGGUCGCAGAUCACCCUCAAAACGGGGAAAACAAAGCUUGUGAAGGCAUGGCAGGCAGUGGUGACGUUAAUGGAGAGGACUUUAGCUUUGCUGGAAGAGAUGGGGAAGAGGAGAGAGAAAAGGAAGGACCCAAUGGUCUCAAUAAGUUGGGGUCUAGUUCAACGGCCGAGUUGCACCCUAAAGCCGCCGGAGGGCCGGAGUCUGGCGUAGGCAAACAAAUGCCGCCGGCGAGUGUAAUGACCCGCUUAAUCUUGAUCAUGGUCUGGCGCAAGCUUAUACGAAACCCCAACACAUAUUCCAGUCUCAUCGGGCUUGUUUGGUCCCUAAUUGCUUUCAGGUGGCAUGUGAGUAUGCCGAAAAUAAUAGAGAAGUCUAUCUCCAUCCUGUCAGAUGCUGGACUAGGAAUGGCCAUGUUUAGCUUAGGUCUGUUUAUGGCACUGCAACCCAAGAUCAUCGCUUGUGGGAACUCUGUAGCUACAUUUGCCAUGGCCGUUAGGUUCUUAACCGGUCCGGCUGUCAUGGCUGCCGCUUCGAUUGCAGUAGGGUUGCGCGGCACACUCCUCCGUGUCGCCAUUGUUCAGGCGGCUCUGCCACAAGGAAUUGUACCAUUUGUGUUCGCCAAGGAAUACAAUGUCCACCCUGCAAUUCUUAGCACUGCGGUUAUCUUUGGGAUGUUGAUAGCAUUACCGAUAACGCUGGUGUACUACAUUCUUCUAGGAUUGUGAGGGUACUUUCAUAGUAAGCCAGAGAUAUGAAUGGGAGUUUUCCAGGGCUUGAUAGAAUUGAUCAAAACCGGAUUAUGUUGUUAAUUAACAUGAGGAUAUUCCGGGAAAGAAGAUUUUAGUACAAGAAAAAGAAAUUGUCACAAGGGUUCCAAAACCAUUGGAGCUAACCUAGCUAAAGAUAUUUGACUUAGUAAUGUGUCCUCCCUGAUUUAAGGGAUCAUGCCCCCAUGAGAAGCCAAGUUUAUCCAAUUUCCUAGAGUAAUUUUGAGGAGAAGAAAAGAAGGCCAAUCCUGCAUAAGGGAGACAAUGAAGAGGAAAAUGGGGGCAAACAAAGCUGGUCACUUCAUAUCUAAUUAAUUCACUUUUAAUCUCCCUUAUGCUUUUAUUGUAAAGUUCGAUUUCAUUCUAAUGAAAGCUGCCGAGGGUUUUCCUUUUUUUUU